Molecule: messenger RNA, 1137 nt
Organism: Aspergillus nidulans FGSC A4
Lineage: Eukaryota; Fungi; Ascomycota; Eurotiomycetes; Eurotiales; Aspergillaceae
Exons: 4
Coding region: 1-1137 (378 amino acids)
Biological process (GO): L-proline catabolic process
Molecular function (GO): proline dehydrogenase activity
Source: RefSeq, a predicted model, not a curated record
AUGGCUAUCGAUGGUGCAUAUCCCCCCGCAACUCUUCCAGCCGGCGACACCAAGACUGAAUCAGAGUCUGCCGCUAUAACAGCCGCUGCUCAUCCUCUCUCUGCCCUCCCCACCCCCGUUCUCCUUCGCUCCCUGCUCAUUGCUACCAUUUCCUCGAAACCCUCCCUCCUCAUCCCCUCCCUCUCAGCCUUGUCAUUCCUCUGCAAGCCCCGCGCUGGUCCUCUGCUCAAUGUCGACCGGAAUCCCAUCCUGCACUUUAUCCUCAAAGCAACCUUUUACAGACAGUUCUGUGCCGGUGAGACGCCCGACGAAGUGCGCUCAACCAUCCGCCAGCUCGCCGGUAUGGGGUUCCAGGGAACAAUCAUGACAUAUGCGAAGGAAUCGGUGUUUGAUGCAAAGACCAAGAUGCAGACGGGCUUGGGCGUUAGUACCAAGAUGUCCGGGAAACAGGAAGUUACCGAGCCCACGUUGGCCAGGGGCGAGGCCUUUUGCCCGCAGAUAGAAGCGUGGAGGAAGGAGACUGUCGAGACGAUUGAGCUACUGGGCGCGAAUGAUUACCUGGCUCUAAAGUUGGCGUACCUGAAGAGCACACCCGCCACAAUUGCACGGCAUCUCCAAGCUGCAAGCGACGUGGGGUUUACGCUAGGACUUAAACUUGUUCGUGGCGCAUACAUUUUCUCAGACGAGCGGAGCCUGAUCCACGAGACGAAGGCGGAUACAGAUGCGGCUUAUAACGGGAUUGCACAGGGGGUGCUGUGCCGGCAGCUCGGCGCGUUCGGGACAGAGAAGCCGUUCCCAUCUGUGGAGUUGUUCCUGGCGAGCCAUAAUAAGGAGAGUGUCAUGAAGGCGCAUGCGCUUCGACUGCAGAGACUGAAGGAGGGAUUGCCGACUGUGCCGGUGGGAUUCGGGCAGCUGCAUGGGAUAUCCGAUGAGGUGAGCUUUAGGUUGUUAACGCUGAAGAAUGAGCGUAACGAGCCGAUGGUGUAUAAGUGCUCGACCUGGGGCAGGCUGAGCGAGUGUCUGGCAUACCUGGUAAGGAGGGCGGUUGAGAAUCGGGACGCGGUAGGCCGGACGGAGGAUGAGUAUCGAGCCCUGAAGAGGGAGAUGGCUAGAAGGUCAUGGUACUCCUUACUUUAG